This is a messenger RNA of Stegastes partitus (bicolor damselfish), 3894 nucleotides long. RefSeq names its product glucosidase, beta (bile acid) 2 (gene gba2). Gene Ontology annotation, molecular function: glucosylceramidase activity; beta-glucosidase activity. NCBI's taxonomy places the organism in Eukaryota, Metazoa, Chordata, Actinopteri, Pomacentridae. Gene Ontology annotation, cellular component: membrane. Gene Ontology annotation, biological process: glucosylceramide catabolic process; central nervous system development; carbohydrate metabolic process. Bases 609 to 3191 code for a protein of 860 amino acids. The record is from RefSeq and is a predicted model, not a curated record. The transcript has 18 exons.
GGAAACUAAGGGAUUUGCAUAUCGAACACCGUGCUAGCUGAAGCUACAGGAUCCUACCAGAGGUCGGCUUGGAGCUGCAUCGGGAUGACGCCGUCGCUCUGGUGUCCUGGCUGCAUGACUGAGGCAUCCUUGAUGCUAUAGCUGAUCAUCCAUCCAUCCGAUCACUGGUGCUCACAGCUGCACAGCCACAUCUGGACUCCAUCCAAAAGGGGCAAAGGGGUCUAACGUCUCAAACAAAAACAGAAUCCAGAGGGUGAAGUGGAAGAUUGUUCCAAAACAUCCCUAAGGAUAUGAACACAUAGAGCUGAAGAGACCUAAUGCUCCUGUGGACUGAAAUAACUAAAUAAUGGCACUGGAAUUUCCAACCUGAAUAAGCAGUUAUUUAUUAUAGGAGCUUGUUAGUCCUGAACCGGUUUGCCCGACUGGAAUGUGUCUUCGCAGUUCACUGAUUCAUUUAAAGAUUUCCACGGCACCUGUGGCUACCUCCUUCCUGUUCCACGGUGAAGGCAUGACAAACUGACUCUGUUUACAGAAGGUGGUGGCAACUCCCUGCUUGGAGACAGAAUAAUCUUUUUUUUCCUACAACUUCAAUAGAAAAUACUGCAAAAAUGACUUCAGAGUGGGGUGAGAAAUCCACGGCGGACCUCAUGAGUAGGUAUGUCUCCAAUGAAAUGGGAUACGGGGUGCCCAAGGAUGGUUGGCGUAUCUGCUUGGCACACGAGUUCAAGGAGAAGAGAAAGCCCUUUCAAGCAAAAGAUGUCUCGCUGUCCAACGUCUUGGAGCAUGUCGGCCUUGGAAUCAGGUAUCUAAAGUGGUGGUACAAGAAGACCCAGGUGGAAAAGAAGGCUCCAUUCAUUGAUAUGUUUCGUGCCCAACCCUUGCGGCAAAUAUAUGGUGCUCCACUUGGCGGUAUUGGAGGCGGUACCAUCACGAGAGGUUGGAGGGGAGAGUUCUGCAGAUGGCAACUUAACCCUGGGAUGUAUCACUACAAAACUGUCACAGCCAACCAGUUCACAGUGUGUUUACGUCGUGGAGGACAAACUGUUUACCAGCAGGUGCUAUCGGUGGAGCGUCCACCCACAUUACAAGGCUGGAACUGGGGCUACUGCGGGGAGUAUGCCUUCUAUCACGCCUUGUAUCCUCGUGCCUGGACAGUUUACCACCUGCCAGGACAGAAUGUCACUCUAACCUGUCGACAGAUUUCCCCAGUCAUCCCUCACGAUUACCAGGACUCGAGUCUCCCGGUGGCAGUAUUCGUGUGGGACAUAGAGAACAAAAAUGACUACGCUCUGGACGUCUCCAUCAUGUUUACUAUGGUCAACGGAUCAGGACACAAGGACGACAAGAGUGGCGGACACUGGAAUGAACCGUUCCACCUGGAGAAGGAGGGGGAGGCGGUGUCCGGGGUCUUGCUACAUCACUGCACCACGGUUAACCCUUACACCUUGUGCAUCGCAGCCCGAGAGCAGCCUGACAGGGAGGUCAGUCACCAGACAGCGUUCAGUCCAAAGGGAACCUGCAGUGGUUUGUGGAGUGACCUGAUCACUGACGGACGGCUGGACUCUCCUACAGGCUCCAGUCCGCCAACACCGAAAGGAGAAAAGGUGGCAGCAGCUUUAGCUGUUGGCUGCUCUGUGCCGGCUCAGAGUCGAAACACCCUGGAGUUCUGCCUGUCCUGGGACAUGCCUAAAAUCACCUUUGGGUCUAGGGAGAGGGAACACAUCAGGAGAUACGGUCGUUACUUUGGGACCAAAGGGGAUGCAUCUCCCUCGCUCAGUCACUACGCCCUAACACACUACAAACAAUGGGAGAGAAGCAUUGAGGAGUGGCAAAACCCCAUACUGCAGGACAGUUCUCUCCCCUCCUGGUAUAAGUCGGCCCUGUUUAACGAACUGUACUUUGUGGCGGAUGGGGGGACAGUGUGGACGGAGUUAUUGGAGGACGCUGAUGUCAGUGGUGGCGUGCGCAGCGAGGACGGGGGUCUGCCAGCUCAGCCUGCUGUUGUCAAGGAGUACGGCCGCUUUGCUUACCUAGAAGGUCAGGAGUACAGAAUGUACAACACAUACGACGUGCACUUCUAUGCGUCCUUCGCACUCAUCAUGCUGUGGCCCAAACUUGCCUUGAGUGUGCAAUAUGAUAUUGCUGGCAGUGUGGUUCAGAAGGACCCAACAGAGAGGCUCCAUCUGAUGAGUGGGCGGUAUUCUCCCGUCAAGUCCAAGAAUGUGGUGCCUCACGACGUCGGAGACCCAGAUGAUGAACCUUGGCAAAGAGUGAAUGCCUACUUAAUCCACGACACUGCAGACUGGAAGGACCUGAACCUCAAGUAUGUCCUGCAGGUCUACAGGGACUUUCAUCUUACCCAGGACAACCAGUACCUGCAGGACAUGUGGCCCAUCUGCCAGGCAGUGAUGGAGUCGGAGUUAAAGUUUGACCUGGAUGGAGAUGGCCUGAUAGAGAACUCUGGAUACGCUGACCAGACUUAUGAUGGUUGGACUGUGACUGGACCAAGUGCAUACUGUGGAGGGCUGUGGUUGGCGUCUCUGUGUGUGAUGUGUAAAAUGGCCAGACUGGUGGACAGCGAGGAGACAUACCAGCGUUACAGAGACCUCUUGGACAGAGGCAGUGCUGCUUUUGACAAACUGCUGUGGAACGGCAAAUACUACAACUAUGACAGCAGUGGGAGAGACCUUUCUAACAGUGUCAUGUCUGACCAGUGUGCUGGCCACUGGUUCCUGCGAGCAUCUGGGCUGGGAGACGGAGAAUACCAGGCUUUUCCUAAAGAGAAGAUCCAGACUGCACUAAAAUCUGUCUUUGACUUGAAUGUAAUGAGCUUUGCUGGGGGUCAGAUGGGGGCAGUUAAUGGCAUGCGCCCUGAGGGAGUGCCUGACCGCUCCAGUGUCCAAUCAGAUGAGGUCUGGAUUGGAGUAGUGUAUGGACUGGCAGCCACUAUGAUCUAUGAGGGUAUGCGGGAGGAGGGUAUGCGCUCAGCAGAGGGUUGCUACCGGACUGUGUGGGAGAGGCUGGGUAUGGCCUUCCAGACUCCUGAAGCCUACUGUGAGAAGGGCAUCUAUCGCUCUCUGGCCUACAUGAGGCCUCUGAGUGUUUGGGCCAUGCAGCUCGCUCUAAACACUUCACAGAAGAGUCCGACCCCAUCAGCUCAAACUGGAGACACAGACACAGCUAGGAACUGAGUGAUCAGAUGGUGUGAAUAAAGAGGUACAACGAGUUCCUCCGAAAGUGACUUCCUCUCUGCAGCUCUCCUGCAGACACCGAUCUCAUCUGCACUGACUGUGCUCUCUUUGACUGGCUACAGACCCUGAAUUUAACUGAAUACAGCCCGUUUUGCUCCACAUGUUUUGUUAUUUGAGGCUAGAGAUCAGAAGAGAAGUUUAUGCUUGACAAAGUCAGUAGCUAUGACGUAGCCAUUUAAUUUUAGAUGAGGACAUUUUUCAUGAGACUGCGAAUCGUCUUGCCGUGUACGGUGUUAGCCAGGCAGUUUCAAAAUCAUAGCCUGCGUAUAUUGCUAAUUACAAAUUGACCUUGUGUUCCAGCAACAUAUUAUGUUUGUACACAUGUACACACACAUGCAACCACUACAUUUCACAGUUCACAAUCAUGCCAAUAAUAUUUGCAUACUAGGAACAUGAAGAUUUUUUCCUCUAUUUAAAUUUGAAUGCUGGACUAAGUGGUAUGUGAUGAAUGAUCCUGGAAAUUAUGUUGGAAAGAAAUAUUUUUCCUUUUCUUUCUCUCUUUUUUUUUUUAAAAAUAGGCAUUUGGUGCCUUGUUGCAUGUUGACCUAAAUCUACAGUAUAUAAAUGUAGCGGCAACAUUUGCUGUUUUAUAAAAUCCAAUAUUCCUGACAAUCAUGCUGAAUAAAUGACAGAAUAAGAUUCA